AUGACAACCUACUCGACCGACAGUCAAGGAAAAUUCAUUCCGGCCACGCAGCGUCCGGACGGAACCUGGCGCAAACCACGCCGCGUCCGUGAUGGUUACGUACCGCAGGAGGAGGUACCGCUGUACGAAAGCAAAGGCAAACAGUUUGCCCAGAAACCUACCCUGCCGCCCGGUUUACCGCCGGAGGUGGUGCAAAAGGCAAAGGAAAAGCGCGAACGUGAACGGUUACGGCAGGUGCGAGAGGAACAACAGAGGAAGGAGCAGCAGAACAAAAAGCUGCAAAAUAGCUUACCUCCCGGGGUGUUAGCGGUCGACGGUGCGGUGGGCAACAGUGAGAAAGAGAAAGCCAACACGGCCAAGAACAUAAAUGCCGCUUUACGCUGCAAAAAGACACCGGAACUGCCCGACAUACUGCUGGAACAGCGACCGUCGGUCAAAACAAAGCAACCCCACCAGCAGCAGCAACACGCAAAAUCGUCACAACAAAAGCCCGCCGCCGCUUCCAACAGUGAUUCCGCCGUAGAGGAACUGGCAAGCGCCCUCGCUUCCGGUGCACAGCUAAAGCAACCAUCCUCGACAGCAACCGCUUCGGUUGAAGGAGCCGAAGGACAGCAGUUGGAGGUGGCGAAAAAGCUACGCAAGCUCCGGAAGAAGAUACGGGAAAUUGAAGCUAUCGAAACAAAGCUAAGAUCCACCGACGGGCCAAAGCUGGACAAGGAUCAGCUGGAGAAGGUGAAGCGGAAACCGGACAUACUGCAGGAGAUUGAAGAGCUUGAAGUGCAAUAUUCAGCCGGUGCCAUGUGA
Anopheles marshallii is the source of this 804-nucleotide messenger RNA. It is a transcript of the gene Pym, whose product is annotated as partner of Y14 and mago. Bases 1 to 804 code for a protein of 267 amino acids. The transcript has 2 exons. The record is from RefSeq and is a predicted model, not a curated record. Gene Ontology annotation, cellular component: cytoplasm; exon-exon junction complex. Gene Ontology annotation, biological process: exon-exon junction complex disassembly. Lineage: Eukaryota; Metazoa; Arthropoda; Insecta; Diptera; Culicidae. Gene Ontology annotation, molecular function: RNA binding.